Messenger RNA from Saccostrea cuccullata (small rock oyster), 1081 nucleotides. RefSeq names its product centromere protein S-like. Gene Ontology annotation, cellular component: FANCM-MHF complex. Gene Ontology annotation, biological process: replication fork processing; resolution of meiotic recombination intermediates. The transcript is spliced from 4 exons. The record is from RefSeq and is a predicted model, not a curated record. The coding region runs from base 52 to 471 and encodes 139 amino acids. Lineage: Eukaryota; Metazoa; Mollusca; Bivalvia; Ostreida; Ostreidae. Gene Ontology annotation, molecular function: protein heterodimerization activity; chromatin binding.
CCUUACCUUAGUAGAUGACAUAUUACAUAAAAGGUGUAUAAUGUGAGGAAAAUGGCAGAUAACACAUAUGAUGAAAUUGACGAUGAACAGAAAGAAAUUCGACAGAAAUUAAAGGCAGCUUUGUAUUACACCACAUUGAAGAUCAGUGAUGAGCUGGCCGAGGAGAAGGAAGUGACACUAAGUCGACAAGUGGUGGCCAGUAUUGCUGAAACAACAUGGAACCAGUGUCAGCAGUUUGCAGAGGAUCUAGAGAUGUUUGCCAAACACGCCAAAAGAAGCACAAUUAAUGCAGAAGAUGUUAAACUACUCACAAGAAGAUCACAAAAAUUGCACAAAUUUAUCUGCCAGAAGCAUGAAGCUUAUGUAGAAGAGAAGCAGGAGACAAGGAAGGCAAAGAAACCCAGGUCCAAGUCCUCCACCACCACGGAGACUUCUGGUUUACAGGCCGAGGAGGAUUCUAAUAUGGACUGAAAAUUAAUGCUAGUUCAAAAUUUAAAAAAAUCAUGAUGGAGAAGAAAAUUACUGCCCUAAAUUUUAUGGUUACAUUGUCAUUUACGGAGAUUCUGUUGGGCCCAAAAAAGUAUAUAGAGUUAUAUUAAUUUAAGUUGUGUUGAAACCUGAAAGAUUGUAUUUUACUGCACGAAAUGUCCAUCAACAUGUAUGUAAAUAUAUUCUAAUGCCUUAUGGGACAGAGAAGGAAAUACCUUUAGAAUUAGAAAUACCGGUAUUAAAGAUAAAAAAUCUUUGUGGGGGAACCCCAAUUUAUUGUGAAUCAAGAUGUAUUGAUUGUGCCAUAUGAGAAACAGAAAUACUGUAGUAGCUUACUAGCUUUUUGUCAGAUGAGAGCUAGUAUACUUAUACAAAAUGUUGCAAAUACAUUGUCAUUUUUAACAACAGCAUAUAUUAUAAAAUGGUAUGAUUCAUAGAUUUGACUCGUAAGAAUGUGAGCGUUUCAUGUUAUGAAAAAAAGGAUUCAUCGUUUUCUAUACCUAGCUGGACAGGUUACUUUUGAUCCAUCUUUGGCCUGUUUGUGAUACAUGAAUAUUUGACAAUGAUAGAGUAAGGCUGAAGUGGACUCCUA